AUGAAGUCAAACAAAGACAAAGAAGUGCUAAAAAGUCAAGACUUAUCUGACAGUGAUGAUGAUAUCAAUCUUAAUAAUUAGGAGGAAGAGGAAUUUGUUUCUUCAGAUGACGAGUAAAAAGAAAGCUACUCUUUGCAAAGAGUUGAACCUAAAUUGCCAAAAACUUUUCAUGAGAAAUAGAACAUGCCAAGAUUAAUUCUUGUACUUGAAUAGGCUAACAUUGAGACAACAAAGACAAAGAGAGGAAUCGAACUUAUUAACUGUGAUGACCAUUAAAAGCUCAUAACUAAAAUGAAGAAAAGUUAUGAGGACUACAGACCUGAUUGUCUUUUGGCUUUAUUAGACUCACCUCUUAACAAAGCAGGGCUACUUCAAGUCUACUUGAAGACAAAUUUGAAUGUUUUAGUUGAGGUUAAUCCACAAAUGAGGAUUCCCAGAACUUACAAAAGAUUUUUAGCAAUGAUGGCUCAAUUAUUAACGAAGAUGAAAAUUAAAUCGACCUCUAGUAGCGUUACUCUGAUGAAGGUUAUUAAAAAUCCAGUCACAGAACACUUCCCACUAGGAGUAAAAAAGAUUGGUACUUCAACAAAAGGUAAACUAUUAAAUGUGAAUGAUUAUGUGAAACAAAUAAUGAGUGGGGAGCAGAGAAAGAAGCCAAUAGUGUUUGUGAUUGGUGCAGUUUCAGUAGGAAAUCCGGCAAUGGAAGCAGACUACAUAGAUGAAUGUAUUUGCAUGUCAAAGUACUCUCUAAGUGCUGCUGCAUGCUGCAGUAUGGUUUGUGAUGCUUUUGAAGAUCUUUGGGGAAUUUAAUGA
Messenger RNA from Stylonychia lemnae, 813 nucleotides. NCBI's taxonomy places the organism in Eukaryota, Ciliophora, Spirotrichea, Sporadotrichida, Oxytrichidae. The record is from the annotation of a GenBank genome assembly.